AUGAACAAAAUAAUUCAAAAAGAUAAUUCGGUCGUAUACCAUAUUAAGGUAAUUAGUUGGGUAGUAUUUUAUGGACACGAGCUUCUGUUACGGUACUUAUUACAUCUUGCUUCGACACAAAAUGAUUCACCGUGCAAAAUAUUCGAUGAAACCAGAAGUGAACAAACUAGACUUCUCACUUUAGGAUGUUGCAGUGGGGACUUAGACACAUUAAAGAUAGUACUGGAAAAUGUAGAACAUGAAUGUCUUAAUGCCACAUUGUUGCAGAACAAGGAGGAUUUUGAAACAAAAGACAAAAAUAGACAUCGAUGCAAAACACCCCUCACUGCCGCUUGCUUGCAUGUGGGUGUAGCACCUACAUGCAUUUCGAAGCUCAUAAAGAUGGGGUCUAAUUUGCAUAAAAUGGAUGAGUCGGGACAUGUGCCCGUAUUCAAUGCUGCAUUUUCACGUAAUAGAGAUGUCUUAAAGGCUUUACUAGAUGCAAAUGCUGACAUUAAUUAUGGUAAUAAUGGGGACUCUUCUCCAUUGUUCACAGCAACAUCUUUGAACCACCUCGAUGCAGUUAAAAUUUUAAUAGAAUUCGGUGCCUCCGUGAAGAAAGGUAAAAGUGACAAUACGACGCCUCUUUUCAGAGCGACAGAGAGAGGCAAUCUAGAAAUUGCAAGAUUUCUCGUUGAAAAGGGGGCGGACGUGAACCUAUGUGAUAACUUGAAAAGAUCACCACUACAUGGAGCUUCAAGGCGACGAUUUCGCAAUAUUGACUUUAAAGUCAUACAAGAACAACAUUGCCAAGUUGUGAAACUACUCUUGAACAAUGGCGCUAGAGUUAACGCAACAGACAAAUACAAUCGAUCGCCAUUAUUCCUUGCAUCCAAGAAAGGUUACUAUGAACUCGUAGAUGUUCUCUUGCAGCAUGAUGCUGACCCUAAUAUUGUCGAUUCAUUUCGGAGAUCUCCUCGCUUUGUAGCAUCACAGAAUGAACACACAAAUAUCGUUAAUUUGUUGUUGAAGUAUGGUGCUUAUAGAUAUCUCAUGCCAACAUGGAGCUACCAACUCCGGAAAAUUGCAUUGCACUCAUUUUAUGUAUUUGUAUUAGUAUUACAGUCGUAUUGUGUCUUGUGUGUGCCAGUUUGGUUAACUUAGCAUAUAUAUCUGUACCCAAUUGAUGCUAUCUUUACAUUCAAACUAGUGAAGUUCUUCAUGUUUAACAUAAAUAGACUUCCAGAUCUUUUUAUCUAAAAAUCCAUAAUCGAGUAUUCGAGUUGGAUUCUACUAAAAAUUAAAAAAAGACAUCGUGACUUCACAUUAUAAUUUCAUGUACAUGCAACCGUUACUAAAUGAAGGUUUUGAUUGGGUUUACAGAAUAGAGAAUAAAGUACCAAUACUACAGAAUAAUGUGCCAAAAAAUAAUGGAUACAGAUAAAUAGGCCACAAAAAAUAAAGAAUAGAGAAUAAGUGGUGCUAAAAUAUGAAGAUUGGAGAAUAAUUGCUUAAAAAAAGGAAUGAAUACAGAAUCGAAGAACCCCAUCCCCCCCCCUCCCCCAAUCCAGACCCUCCUCCAUAAAUCUUAUCAAAGAACACGUGUAUCUACUAAAAUAAGCUCGAAGUACUGGAACAGAAAUGCAGAACAAAAUGAGCAUGACGUUUUACAUAGAAUAUUAUAUAAUAUUACCAAUGAGACAACUGUCAACCAGAGACUUUGAUCAUCUUAGAAAUUGUAAUUAACGGAAUCGAAAUGCCAAUCUGAAAAAACAAUAUGAAAGCAGUUUAUAACGAUUGUUUGACAUUUAUUUUUCAUAAAAAUAAAAUGUCAGCCUAAAAGUAGAUCGGAAGGACAUGUAUUAGAUUUGUUUCUCAAUUAUCAAAAUUAUAAUCACGUAAUAGAUCCUUAGACGCGUUUUCGAAAUAAAUCUGCAAAUUUUGGUAAUUUUCUUAUAGUUUUUAGACCAUCAAAUAUAGAUCACACGCAAGUACCAACUGAACAAGAUACCACAAUGUUUGCGGUUACCUAUAUAUAAGAUGCUUACAUCCACGUCAGAUAGACUAUGAAAAAUAAUUGACUCAUUUGCAAUCAUACCACAUCUUCAUGUUUUUUUAAUAUUUUGUAAAUAAAAAAGUCUUUCAUGGAAUUUUGUUCUUCCAUGCGCACUAUAUUUCCACCUAACAAACGUGUGUGAAUAAAUGCUUAUUUUGUCCUGUUUGUAUAACAUUUGAAUUUUGCUAUCUUUUAACUGUAAAUAUUCUUAAAUAUUCAUACUAUUUAAAAGACAUUACAGUUUCAGCUUUGCAUAAUUAACAAUUAUAUUGAAGAUAUAAGCCCCUGAUUUUGUAUUUACAUAAUUUUCUUAGGCCGCAAAAGUGCCCUCAGCGUGCCUCCUUAUUCAUCUUAUCGUAAAAUGAGUUGCUGUAAAUCGAUGAAUGCGGGUUACAAUGGUGAAUAAAAUGGCUGGGCGCAGCUUGAUACGACCACUGAGGUCUAACCCUGAACAGUUGGGGCAAGUAUGAACACUACGUGCAAGUUUGAUACAGCUCUGGUUUUGGAUUGUGAUUAUAUAUUUGACAUAGCAUAGGGUUCUGACACAGAAUGAAUGUGGUCGAAGAACUGAAAAAAUUAAAAUUGGACUUUUACCUAUCAAGUCCCAAUUUCUUAAAUCUAAAUACAUGGUUAGAUUCGGGUUAUCAUAGAACCCUAAGAAUUUAAUGUUGGAUGAAAUCAAACAAACUUUAAUUUUGGACAACACUGUGGUCAAAUUUGAUAACAGGGCCCUGAAAAUCCAAAAUCUAAAUACAAAGAUAGAUUUAGCACAUUAAAGAACGUCAUAUAGUCAGUUUUUGGACUUCCAUUUGGACAGAUUCAGCAUAUCCAAGUAUACAAAGAAAUUAAUAUAGGAGUAAGAUCAUGAUUGGUUCAAACUGGCCCUAAGAAUUUGAUGUUUUAUUUUUAAAUCAGGCCAAAAUACUACAAAUUUCAAAUAGAAAUGGUUGCGAUGUAACUAUUAAUACAAGGUCAUUUUUUUUUUGACACAUCACAUUGAAAAUGAGGAAUAAAUUAUCCCUCUAGUAUGCCUUAUUUGUGUGGAAACGUCAGUUUUUUGUAAGAUCAAUAUUUCUAACAGUUUUUUACAUAAUUGACUUUGAACGCUAUCCCUAAUCCAGAAUGUUUUAUGUCUAGGGAUUGAAUAUCCUGAUUGGCAACUUUUGGCUACUGAACAUUUUGGAUCCUAGGUGGCGGCCAAGGGUGGUGAAAAUUAUAGGAUGUACAGGCAGCUAAAAUAUGUCGCGUCUCAAAUUC
Molecule: messenger RNA, 3292 nt
Organism: Mytilus californianus (California mussel)
Lineage: Eukaryota; Metazoa; Mollusca; Bivalvia; Mytilida; Mytilidae
Product: ankyrin repeat and KH domain-containing protein mask-like
Exons: 1
Coding region: 1-1143 (380 amino acids)
Molecular function (GO): protein binding
Source: RefSeq, a predicted model, not a curated record